Molecule: messenger RNA, 333 nt
Organism: Canariomyces notabilis
Lineage: Eukaryota; Fungi; Ascomycota; Sordariomycetes; Sordariales; Chaetomiaceae
Product: H+-ATPase G subunit
Exons: 4
Biological process (GO): proton transmembrane transport
Cellular component (GO): vacuolar proton-transporting V-type ATPase complex
Molecular function (GO): proton-transporting ATPase activity, rotational mechanism
Source: RefSeq, a predicted model, not a curated record
CAGUCGGCGCAAAAUUCAGCAGGAAUCCAGACCUUGCUCGAUGCCGAGAGGGAGGCAGCAAAGAUAGUCCAAAAAGAUCGCACCAAGAGGGUGAGAGAAGCGCGUGAUGAGGCGAAGAAGGAAAUCGAGGCGUAUCGGGCAAAGAAGGAAGCCGAGUACAAGAAGUUCGAGGCCGAGCACACACAAGGCAACAAGCAGGCCGAGGAGGAAGCCAACCGCGAAGCUGACGUCAAGAUCCAAGAGAUCAGGGAGGCUGCUAAGAAGGGGCAGGACAAGGUCAUUGAGGAUCUGCUUACCGCUGUUUUUGAGGUCAAGUCUAUGCCGGUCUCUUGA